AUUAACGACGAAUGAAUGUUAACGGUGCUGAACCGUUGUUAAAUUUUAAAUUGCAGACUUGCAGUUUUGAAUUUGAAAAAAAAAAUAAAUAUUUGCAAAUUACUUGUUGCGACACUAGUGCCCUCUGACAUUAGCACAACUUGCCGCUAGAGGAGGACUCCAAGAUUUUUUUUAUCAAACCGUGCACGAUUUUGUUCCAGUGAUCUAUCUCAUUUUCUGUGGCAUCUGUUUUUGUUUUGUGUCAUGUAAAUUUUCCAAACAAAAACAAGGUCGGAAAAGAGUUCAUUUUCUGCAACUUCUACACUUCCAUUUUUGAAUAACUGACUCGUUAAGGUGUGAAGAAGGAGGCAAAACAUGAAAUGAACUGAACAGUGGAUUUAAUUAUUGAUGCAAUUUCAAAAAUCGGAAAUGGACCGCCUUUUAACUGAAUGGCAUCUUAACGAAUCUCUCCAGAACAGGCACCCUAUGCAUUAUGCAGCAAAAAAGGGGAAUAUUGAAGUAAUGAAAGCACUUAUUAGUCGGGGCUAUGUAGUGAAUUGCAUGACACCAACAGAACUAGUCACUCCUUUACAUGAAGCAAGUUCAAAAGGGAAUGUAGCUGCUGUGCAGUUCUUAAUAGAAGAAGGUGCAUGGAUUAAUGCCAGAAAUAUUGAUGGUGCAACUCCACUGUGUGUGGCCUGUGCUGCAGGCCAAACAGAAGUAGCCAAGUUGUUGAUUGAAAGUAAUGCUUCUGUGAAUCCCACAAUUCUGAUUGACCCUUUAAAUUCACCUCUUCAUGAAGCAGUGAUGAAAGGUCAUAUUCAAUGUGUGAAACUCUUAAUAUCUAAAGGAGCAAAAUUGAAUGCUGCAGAUCGACACUAUGGAACACCUCUUCAUGCAGCAUGUGUUGCUUACAAAAUUAAUUUAGACUGUAUUUUGUCAUUGAUACAAGCAGGUGCUGAUGUCAAUGCCACAAUAGUACAUAAGGCUCCUCUUCAUAUUGCUGCAUAUCGUAACCUGUUUUCGGUGGUGCAGUUGCUGCUGAAUUAUGGUGCUGAUGUAUACAUGAGAGACAACUUGGGAAAACGUCCUAAAGAGUUGGCUAAACCCAAUUCAGCUGUUAAAAGGCUAUUGCAUGAUUAUGAAAUCAAUCCCAGAACUCUUAGUGAUUGCUGUCGGUUAGCAAUUCUUCAGUCUUUUGUUGUAGGGAAAAAUUCAAUGGUCAUUAAACAAUUAGGACUUCCGAAGAAGAUUAUACAAUUUAUUUUCAGUUGUUAGACAUCAAGAACAAUUUCACUUUUCUGCUCUACAUAAUCCUUCUCUAUAACUUCAACUAAAUUUGAUUUAACACUAGAUCCUGGAAAUUUGAUAUUGUUUUCAUCAAUGGGGCCAUGAUUUGUUUCUGUGCCUAAAUUUGUUGAGGGGACUGAACAGUCUGAGUCUGUGUCUUCAUAGAGGGCUACAUCCUAUUGGGAAAGCAAUUAAGAGUUUAACCUUUUGUAUAGAUUCAGCAUUAAUUUAUGUGAAUACAAACCAUUUCUAUUA
This is a messenger RNA of Daphnia pulex (common water flea), 1524 nucleotides long. Its product is annotated as ankyrin repeat and SOCS box protein 13-like. The transcript has 6 exons. Gene Ontology annotation, molecular function: protein binding. The coding region runs from base 388 to 1257 and encodes 289 amino acids. Gene Ontology annotation, biological process: positive regulation of protein catabolic process; protein ubiquitination. The record is from RefSeq and is a predicted model, not a curated record. NCBI's taxonomy places the organism in Eukaryota, Metazoa, Arthropoda, Branchiopoda, Diplostraca, Daphniidae.